This is a messenger RNA of Mauremys mutica (yellowpond turtle), 1423 nucleotides long. RefSeq lists its product as uncharacterized. The transcript is spliced from 7 exons. NCBI's taxonomy places the organism in Eukaryota, Metazoa, Chordata, Testudines, Geoemydidae. The record is from RefSeq and is a predicted model, not a curated record. The coding region runs from base 334 to 1062 and encodes 242 amino acids.
UCUCUCUCUCUCUCUCUCUCCCCGCUCUAGUAUGUUGGCCAACACACACACACUCUCUCUCUCUCUCCUUGCCUUUCCUUGUGCUAUCUCCCUUCAUAGCACACGGGCACGCGUACUAGGUGUGCAACCCCACAGGCUGUGUUUCAGGAGCAAUGAAGAAGUAGGAGGAGACGAAAAUCAUGUGGGGCAGUGGGCGCUAAAGUGGAGUAGUUAGUGUUGGUGUUAACUUGGUCUCUGUUCAUUGAGUAUUGCCGAUGUAGAUGGGAUGGAAGAGGGAGACAGGGAUGAGGGCAGGAUUUCAAGCAUCAGUAGAGCUUUGUGUAAUGAUGGCUCAUGCUUGGCUUUUGCAGCUGCGCUUGCAGAGGAAUUGUCCAGGAGUCCCAGACGGAGCAGAAACUGGAGGAGGUGGAUCUGAGCAGCCUGGACAUCCUAAGGAGACAUGAACAGUCCUCAGCUUUCUGCCUUCUGAACAACUGCCUUUUUCUUCACAGGCUGUGUGCUUCCUCAUUGGUGUCAUGGAGUUUGGUGGAGACAAGGCCCUGCACCCCCGGCUUCCUGCCAUUCACGAAGACUCUCAGCCAGCCAGUAAAACAGAAGGCUUAUUUAGACGACAAAAACACAGUCCAAGACAGGUCUUGCAGUGCUGAGGAAAAAAGUCACAUGUUAGAUUCUACUGCCCUUAUGCGAUGGAAAGCGAGCGAGAGGGAUGAGACUGCAAGCAGUGUUCAUGCCAGGUGCGCUUGCAAAGGAAUUGUUCUUCAGGAGCCCCAGCCCAGGGAGAAUCUGGCAGAAAUGGACGUGAGCAGCCUGGACAUCCUUCUGAAGAGACAUGAACAGUCCUCAGCUUUCUCUCUCCUGCAUAACUACACUUCACUACUUUUAGGGGCACGGCUAAAGCCCAAGAUAAAUGCAGGGAGGAGAAUUUCCCUAUCUUCUAAGCUGCUGAUCUUCCAGGACAGAGAGGAGCGGGUUCUUCUGAGCAGUGGCCUGCAACCAGGAAGGAGCCGUGUUUGCAGAGGGAUUGUCCAGGAGCCCAGACAGCGGAGAAACUGGAAGAAGUGAACCUGAGCAGCCUGGACAUCCUUGUAAGCAGAGAUGAAGAGUCCUCAGCUUUCUGCUUUCUCCAUGACUGGCUUACCACAGACAAAGAAGUCAAGGGUAAGAGCCCACCCCAGUUGUGAGAUGGAAAGCGCACAAGAGCCGUGAGACAGCGAGCAUUGCUGAUGCCAGGAUAUGCAGAUGCCGUCGAGCUGGAAGUGGAGCAGCCGUGACCAUCAGUGAGAUAAGUGUCUGGUUUGGGGAGGACUCUGGUAACGGCCCACCUGCCUCCAGGCUGAGACUUGUCGUUAGCUGGGGCUCAGUUUGUAGGAAAAGGUUCCUGAGUAGCUGUGGUUAGGAGGGAGACAAGGUCCCCAUUUCAAGG